CCUGGCUUCGCCACUCGACUUGUUCGUGGUAUUGGUAAGCCAGGCUGGUCACGAGCCUACCAGUACCGUAUAACCUAUCGUCCACCAGACUCCCAAGCUCUGGCGUACCUGUUCCUGCACCGAUGGAGGCAUUCCAUAGCAAGUAUCUGUACUCGGUGCCAUGGAGAAGACACUUGUAUGCAAAACUAUCCGACUGACUCGGACUGCCAUAUUGCAUCUCAAAAUGCAAACAACAGGCAUCGAGUUGCAAACUCGUAACCUCAGUAUGGAUGACAUUGCCUUUCUCACUGCUAUCCCUUCGCCGAAAUCCCACUAUGUAUUGGAUGAGCUACAAUAUGAAUUAUGGGGCAGGUCGUGGUGCGUAUUUGUACAUUCACUUCUUCUCACCCUGCAUCACAACCACAAGGGUAUCUCUGCUCACGCUCUCGAGCGAGAUGAAGAACGACGCGUCAUCUUCAUGAACCAUAUUGUCGAGAUAGCUUUGGAUUUGAAAAUGCUGAAUUUUGGUGACGAAGCUGCGAAAGAUGAAAGGACAGUCGACUCGCGGCCGAUGUUCGAAAAUUGGAACAAGGUUCGCUUCAUUUACAGCUUAGUACCAGUCGAAGUGUACCGUUUCUUUCUCAAUGACCUUUCAGAGUGACC
This is a messenger RNA of Suillus fuscotomentosus, 642 nucleotides long. RefSeq lists its product as uncharacterized. Bases 161 to 640 code for a protein of 159 amino acids. The record is from RefSeq and is a predicted model, not a curated record. NCBI's taxonomy places the organism in Eukaryota, Fungi, Basidiomycota, Agaricomycetes, Boletales, Suillaceae. The transcript has a single exon.